Molecule: messenger RNA, 2787 nt
Organism: Xyrauchen texanus (razorback sucker)
Lineage: Eukaryota; Metazoa; Chordata; Actinopteri; Cypriniformes; Catostomidae
Product: N-myc-interactor-like
Exons: 10
Coding region: 140-1291 (383 amino acids)
Cellular component (GO): cytoplasm
Source: RefSeq, a predicted model, not a curated record
UUGAUUCGGGAUUUUUCUGGUAAACACAUUUAUGUUCUUCCUGGUUUAGAUCGAGACUCAGGAACUGAAAGAAUCAUUCGUGUUCACGAUCAUUCGACCAAGUAUCGAUUCUUGAUUUUGUUUUUAAUUCGCGGGAGAAAUGUCUGACAGCGCCGGAGAGCCUCUGAGUCUGGACGAGAAGUUCAACGCUGUGCAGCCUCAGAGUCUGGACGAGAAGUUCAAUGCUAUGCAGGAGUUACAGAGACUCAAGAAGCUCAUUGGGUCUGAAGAAGAUGAAAUAUCAAGAUUAAUGCUGGAAAAGCUUGAAUCAGAUUCUGAGAAGAGAAAAGCCCAGAUAGAAACCGAAAGUUGGAUCAAUUCUGAAGACGAGUCCACUGAGCAGUUUCGGAAAGAUCUAGAAGAAAUCCAGGAAGAGCUGAAGAAUCUGGAUCGAGUCGAUCAGGAUCUGAAGAGAGAAUAUAAAGAUCUUGAGAAGAAGCUUCAACUCAAGAGGGCUGAAACGGACUCUCUGCUUCAGAGAUUUAAGAUUAAAGCUGAAAUCCCAGUGAAAAGAGUGAAGUUUACUCAUCCUGUUGAAGAAGAGCAAGAAGACCGAGAGGAACAUGUGGAAUCUGUGUUCACCGUCACCCAGAGACCAUCACAUCUGCUGAAGGGCGGUCACGCUCUCAUCACGUUUGAGGAGGAGAAAGUGUCCGAGCAGAUCCUCAGACUGGCGAAGUGUUCUGUGUCCUGCGACAAAACCAAGAUGGAUGUCAAGCCGUACGCUUUAACUUUGGAUCCUUCGGUGAAAUUUGAGGUUCAUAUCAAGGUAUCCAAGAAGACCGUCAAGUUCCGCAAUGCUCCGCCCACUUUACCUGAGCAGCGAAUGAGAGACCGUCUGGAGCUGUCCUUCUCUCGAGCGAGUCGUGGAGGAGGAGAGGUGCAAAGAGUGCAGUACGACGAGCAGAACGGCACGGGACACGUCACCUUCCUCAACACUGGAGUGGCGGAGAAUUUGGUCCUCAGAGGAAAGUUCUGUGUGGAUACGGACCGCGACAUGCUGGUGGAUGUUCUUCCUCUGUAUCAGUACCAGCUCAAGAAAUUUCAAACAUUCUCGGGCGUCCCGAAUCGCACCGUGAUGCUGGGAGGAAUUCCGGAGGUGAUGGAUGAAGAAGAUCUUCAGGACCAUCUAGAAAUCCACUUCCAGAAGCCCAGUAACUACGGCGGAGAAGUGGAGAACAUAAAAUAUGUCCCUGCUGGAAAACUGCUGACGGCGUUCUUCAGUGAGGACAACACGGACACUGACGCUUGAGAGUCGCUGAUUCGGUGUAUAAUGUAUGGAUUCACGUGUUAUUGGGUAAAAGGGAUUUUAAUCUUUAAUUAAUUAACAAUAUGACUCAUCAUAAAAUAUCAGACAGUACAAUACCAAAGAAUGAAAAAGAAUGAAAGUAGAUGUGAAGUAGUUACAUCGGCUGUUAAUAUUGUAAACAAUGAAGUCACAUUUACUGUGUGAGGAUGUAAAACUCUGAACAGAUCAUAAAACACAUUAAAGUUGCAAGUGACUGAUGUAGGAACGUUAUAUUCUUUAUUAGCAUUAUAUAAUGAUGAAGUCACAUGAUCAGCCGGGAGGUAUAUACACUGUGUGUUCAGCUGUUAAUGCACAGAUUUGUUGAAGGAAAUAUUUCUUGUGCAUUAAAGAGAAACUUGUCUGUCAUACAAGUUUCAUGUUUCAGAUUUGUGAGUGUGUGUGUCAGUGUGUAGUGUGUGUCAGUGUGAGUGUGUAGUUUGUGAGUGUGUGUGUGUGUGUAACGAAACAGACGAGGAGUGGGAUCUAAAUGCAGCUUUUAAUGAAAUCAUAAAAUAAACCAGGUAACUCGGCGUAUAACAAAAACACAGGGAACAAAUAAAACAUCCACGAUGGGAAACCAAAAUAUAAACAAGAGAAAACAUCCACGAAGGGCACGGGCAGAAACACAUUCAAGAACAUACAUUUAACAACUGACAACGGAUGAUAAAACAAUAGGGUUUAAAUACACAAAGGAUAAUGAUUAAAUGACACACAGGUGAGAACAAUGGGGUGCUGUUGGCAGUGAUGAGGGCAGGGAAUUAUGGGAAGUGUAGUCCGGGACAGAUGACAAGGGAGAAACACAGGGCAGACAACAGUGCGUAAGAGUGUGUGUGUAGUGUGUUAGCGAUUGUGUGUCAGUGUGUGUGUAUGACUGAGAGUGUGUGUGUGUAGUGACGUCACACCAAAGUGCUUUUCAUACACACCUUUUUGCUUCACCAAUAAAAACACAUGAAAUAACAUUUCAUCAAUGCUACAUUUACACCAUAAAAAAGUAUUUGCAUGACUCGUGUCAGCGCUGCAGAAUACAUUGAAGUCUAUGAAGUGAGUGAUAUUUAUACGGGUAAAGGGUCAUCACAUGACUCGUGUCAGUGCUGCAGAAUACAUUGAAGUCUAUGAAGUGAGUGAUAUUUAUACGGGUAAAGGGUCAUCACAUGACUCGUGUCAGUGCUGCAGAACACAUUGAAGUCUAUGAAGUGAGUGAUAUUUAUACGUGUAAAGGGUCAUCACAUGACUCGUGUCAGUGCUGCAGAAUACAUUGAAGUCUAUGAAGUGAGUGAUAUUUAUACGUGUAAAGGGUCAUCACAUGACUCGUGUCAGCGCUGCGGAACACAUUGAAGUCUAUGAAGUGAGUGAUAUUUAUACGUGUAAAGGGUCAUCACAUGACUCGUGUCAGCGCUGCAGAACACAUUGAAGUCUAUGAAGCGAGUGAUAUUUAUACGGGUAAAGGGUCAUCACAUGAC